Molecule: messenger RNA, 2669 nt
Organism: Brassica rapa (field mustard)
Lineage: Eukaryota; Viridiplantae; Streptophyta; Magnoliopsida; Brassicales; Brassicaceae
Product: transcription factor bHLH101
Biological process (GO): regulation of transcription by RNA polymerase II
Cellular component (GO): RNA polymerase II transcription regulator complex
Molecular function (GO): protein dimerization activity; DNA-binding transcription factor activity, RNA polymerase II-specific; RNA polymerase II transcription regulatory region sequence-specific DNA binding
Source: RefSeq, a predicted model, not a curated record
AAUAUUUUUUCCAUUAAAGACUUACAAAACAUUCGAAAUGUACUACUUUUAAAAGAUAAAAAGCUGGAAAAAAAAUUCUUAGCUCGAGCGUAAUCGGGAAGUGGCUGAUGAUGUGGACAUGGAGAGGUGGGUUACUCGGUUCUAGCGCACAGCUGACACGUGCCGUUAACCAACGAGCUCGUGCGUUUACCCUCUUUCAUCAUUCUUGAGUUUCCAUUUGUGGAUGGUUAAAUUAUAUUCUAUCCGAGCUUUGUUAUUCAGAAAAGAUGUUAUGAUAUAAGUAGAUAACAUUAAAAUAUAGAUAUGACCAAAAAAAGAUGAGUAAUGAAACCAAACACCUAUAAACGAUAGAUAAUAUGUCUAAUUUGUUUUAUAAUUAGCUUGACUAUACAUUCUAUUAUUAUUCAAUUCAUCAUCUGAAUUUUUUUUUGUACUUUCAAGACUUUUAAGUUCGCUAUUCUGAUAAAAAACUAGACUCUAGCUAGUAAAGACCAAUAAACCCUAACAUUAAGAUCAACCGUACAAAACUAUAAAUCAUAAGCUUAUAGUACGGGAUCAAGAUACGACUAAGCUGAUAGUAUUUCCUUUACCCUUUUUAUAAGUUAAAUGAAAUAAUAUGAAAUGAAGUGAUGAUCACAACAGAAAUGUUAAACGUCAUCGAUUAGAUCAUAUAGUGUCGUUUCUUCUUACUUUGUAUUUGUUUGUUAAUUCAAUAUUACUUCUAACUUUGUUUUUUUUUUUGUUAAUUCAAUAGUACCUUUAGAUAGUAUCUAGAAACAAGGGUAUAGUACAUGUGAUGAUAGAAAAAGGAGUACGUAUUGCGAGGAAUUUUAUUUCCAUGGUUAAAUGCGUUGAAAAUAGUUAUACCGGAAAGAAAGACAAUUAUUUUGAUCAAGGAUUGUGAAAAUAAUCUGAACUCCGUUAAUUUGUUUAAACAUAAUUAAAUCUGAUUGUGAUUUUCUUUUGUUAAUCUCUGACGGUUCUUUUAAACCUUUAUCUAUUUUAUUUGGAAGAAUGAUGGAUUAUCAAACAUCAUGCAGAAAAUUUCAUGAGGGAAAUCAACAAAACUAAUAAAUCAAUGAUAUCUAAAAGAAAUUUCCUAUGAUGUAUGCAUACUUUUUUUAAAAAAAGUGUAUGCAUACAUUAAUUUGGUGAUAGUUGAGCUGAUGCCCUUAAACCAUGCGUUCACAUGUUGUAGAAUAUAACUGAGAAUAGAUGGAUUAUGUAUAAAAGUAGGUUACAUUAAUUAUACAUACAAACAUAUUUAUAAUGUUAUUUGGGCUCUAAAUGUUAAAUAAAAUUAAAUGCUAGUAAUUCAAAAUUGAUUAGCCACUUUUAAAUGACAAAGCAAGAUUAGCAAGUACAGAGUAAAAAUUAAUUACCAGUCAUAGCUUUGAAUAAAACCUCGAUUAUCGAGUGUUCUAUAACUCUAGUUAUCAAGGGAAGAUAGAAUAAUAGAUAAGGUUGUACGAUAAACCUCGUGCCCUACUCGUUCCGGCACGAGACUGCGUGUGGAGUGUAAGACAACUUAAAAAAGCUUUAAAAACUUCCUUAAGACAUGGAGCUAUAAGUACCAAAUACUUGGAGACAUAACUAGCUACAUCCAUAGAUUCCAUCUCAAAUUCGGUCUUAUCAUCAAAGUCUCUCUCUCUCUCUCUCAUCUACUUAAUUUUCUUUCUAGUUGAUUCCUUCAAAUAAUUGAGAGGACAAUAAUGUGUGCCUUAACACCAAUGUUUCCAAGUAACCAACAAGAAUGGUACUCUACUUCAACAAUGGAGUAUCCAUGGCUUGAUUCCUUCUCUCCUACUCUCCCUUCUUCUCUUUAUCCUUCUUUCGACCAACUAGAUGAAUUCAAGAACUAUAACAUCAAUCUUCUUCCUCAUCAUAUGAAUCUUGCCGACAUAAAUGGUACUAACAAUACCAGUAACAAUGAUCAAGAAGAACAUCAAGGAUCGGUUUUGGAAAAGAAACUGAAUCACAACGCAAGUGAACGCGACCGCCGUAGAAAGCUAAACGCCUUAUACGCUUCACUUCGUGCUCUCUUGCCUCCUUCUGAUCAAAAGUCGGCGAAUCAGAGAAAGUUGAGCAUUCCAAAGACCGUAGCGGGAGUGGUGAAGUAUAUACCAGAGCAGAAGCAAGAACUUCAACGUUUGUAUAGGAGGAAAGAAGAGCUUAUGAAGAGGAUCUCCAAUAAGAUAGAGACUUUGAAUCAUCAACAAGAACAGCUGAGAAAUAGAGCAUUAAUGAUGGAGUCAAUAGAUUCUUCUUCACAAAAGAUCGCUGCAAAUUGGAUCACCAACACAGAAAUAGCUGUCCAGAUUGCUACAUGGAAAUGGACAUCUAUCUCAGACAUGUUGCUUAGGUUAGAAGAAAACGGGCUUAAUGUCAUAAGCGUCUCUUCUUCGGUUUCUUCCACCGCAAGGAUCUUCUACACACUGCAUCUUCAGAUGAGAGGAGACUGCAGAGUGAGAUUGGAAGAACUCGACAGUAUGCUAUACGGAUUUCACCAAUCACUUUGAGAGAUGAGAGUUUCAAGGAAUGAGUCUAGUUAUUUAAUGUUAUAGACUUUUAUCAGAUUUUAAAACUUUACUCUUUUGUAACGUCUUCUUGUUAUAGUUUUCUCUUAUUGUUAAAUUAAUGAUAUUAUUUGACUCAGAAACUUUAUUCAA